Messenger RNA from Leopardus geoffroyi (Geoffroy's cat), 2024 nucleotides. RefSeq names its product transmembrane inner ear (gene TMIE). Lineage: Eukaryota; Metazoa; Chordata; Mammalia; Carnivora; Felidae. The record is from RefSeq and is a predicted model, not a curated record. Bases 235 to 849 code for a protein of 204 amino acids. The transcript is spliced from 4 exons.
UUCUAACUCCUCCCCUUGCCCCAGAUGGAGAAACUGAGGCCCAAGUGGGGCAGGGGAGCCGGGGCCUGUUGUUCAAGGACCUGACCCCAGCCUAUCACUCUCACUCCUCUCUGCCCGGCUGGAUCGGGUUAGGGGAGGGAGACCUGGACUCGGAUCCACCGGGAGGGGGGCGGGCCCUCCACCCGCGGUGAUGUGGGGGCGGGCGGCAGGGAACCAGACACCGACGAUGAAUAAAUGAUGCCCACUCGCGGCCUGCGACCAGAUCGUCACCGCAAGCGCCGGCUGCCUGGCGGGGCAGUCACCGGGCCAACCGCGCCCGGCCCCCCGCGUCGCUGGCUCCCCCCACCUGCGGCCUCGCCCGCCCCGGAGCCGCGGGGCGCGAAGAUGGCCGGGCAGCGGCGAGGCGCGGGGCCCCUGUGGGCGCUGGGCGGCGUCGCGCUGGGGGUCUGCCUCGCGGGGGUCGCCGGGCAGCUGGUGGAGCCCAGCACGGCUCCGCCCAAGCCCAAGCCACCCCCAUUGACCAAGGAGACGGUGGUGUUCUGGGACAUGCGCCUCUGGCACGUGGUGGGCAUCUUCUCGCUCUUCGUGUUGUCCAUCAUUAUCACUCUGUGCUGUGUCUUCAACUGCCGCGUGCCACGGACCCGGAAGGAGAUCGAAGCCCGGUACCUGCAGCGAAAGGCAGCCAAGAUGUACACGGACAAACUGGAGACUGUGCCGCCCCUCAACGAGCUCACAGAAAUCCCCGGAGAGGAUAAGAAGAAGAAGAAGAAGGACAGUGUGGACACAGUGGCCAUCAAGGUAGAGGAGGAUGAAAAGAAUGAGGCCAAGAAGAAGAAAGGAGAAAAAUGAGAAGGGCUUCCUGGAGGUGGCAACUGGGGCUGGAUAGCCCUGGGGCUCAAGUCCAGGCCAGGGUCCAGGCAUCUCGGACUCCAAGCUCACACAUGGACCACAGAGGUUGCAGAACACCCUCUUCUCAGCUCCGACAGGGUGGCUGAGGCCCCAUCGUUACGGCCCGUCAGGGGCAGAGACAGGACUGCUUCAGGUGUCCUGCCUCCCGGCAUGGACUCAGCUCCUGUCGCCUCACCCAUGUGGCUGUUCAGCCAACAUGGUCUCUGGCCACUGUUGCCCUGCAGAUCCAGAUUACACCCACCCGGACGUGCCUCUGUCCCUUCUGUCAGGAACAACAGUGGCUCUACAGGGUUGACAGGAAGCAGUUUCCUCUCUCAGAAGGGGAUGGCCAAACUGGAUGGGCUGCAGUGUGAGGCCAUGCCCAGAACAGCCACAAGGAGGCAGAGGGUGUCUGGGGGAAGCUUCAGCUCUCAGACCUGGCUAGACAGCAGCCCUGGUGGCCAGAAAACUGUUCUAGGCCCUGUGGGGGUGCUGGCCAGGAUGGUGAACAGAGAGGCCCAGAGGCAGGGGCUCCAGCCCAGCAGAUACCCUGUGCCGAGCAACUGCAAUGGAGUGGAGGCUGCUGGGGGCCUGAGUGGAAGGCCUGGGGGCUCAGGGCUGGGAGCUGCAGGGCUGGGUCAGGGGUGCAGAAGGCUGAGACCAGCAGGCCAAAGGGAGAGGGGAAGAAAGCUGGUACUUGGGCCCCAUCUUGGGGAUCCAGGGAAUCAAGAAGCCCAAGGGAGGCUUGGGCCGUGCUGGCGGUCCCUGCUCUGUGGUGGCGGUGGGGAGGGGGUGUCAGGGCCCUAGGGAUCAUCGCAGAGGGCAGUUAGGGGCUGGCCACCCCCCCCCCCGCUUGUGAAACAGAACAGCACACAGCUUCCUCCUCUACCAUCUCAGCUCUCAUGCCUCAAAACAUCACCGCUGUCCUGAAGGGGAAGGCCCAGACACCAUCUAGAGACUGAAUCUUUGGAGACGGGACACUCAGAGGGGUUUCCAGAUGGCAGCGAACCUCUGCUGAGGCGCUCAGGUCUGAGCCUGGAAACCAGAGGCUCCUGAGCUGGGGAAGCUGCUGGAAAAUCUCUCGCUGCCUCGGCAGCCUGCAGACACUUGUAAAUAAAGCUGAGUGCCUUCUCGUA